This is a messenger RNA of Gilbertella persicaria, 2040 nucleotides long. RefSeq names its product P-loop containing nucleoside triphosphate hydrolase protein. The record is from RefSeq and is a predicted model, not a curated record. Bases 52 to 1995 code for a protein of 647 amino acids. NCBI's taxonomy places the organism in Eukaryota, Fungi, Mucoromycota, Mucoromycetes, Mucorales, Choanephoraceae. Gene Ontology annotation, biological process: ribosome biogenesis. Gene Ontology annotation, molecular function: RNA binding; ATP binding; preribosome binding. The transcript has 7 exons. Gene Ontology annotation, cellular component: nucleus.
AUUGACUUUUGCAAGCUUGACACUUUUUUCUCUUUCAAAAAAAAAAACGUUAUGGGUUUUCGACGCAUAAGCAGUAUUCAAAACAGUAUAGCUGCAACUAAAGUUUGUGUUGAAAUAUUAUCCAACUCCUAUAUUUCUUCUAGACAUAUAGACCUUGUUAAACGUCGUCUCUAUGGCUAUAUUUUGAAAAAGGGCGAUCAGACAGAGUGGAACAUAUGUGGUCACAAAGUUCUUUGCAAGAUCGUUUCUGUUGAAGGAGAGUCAAACAAGACAGAUCGAUCAACACAAUAUCAAUUUGUACAAACUCGACCUUGUAGUGCAGUGACAGCUGAAGAGCAAAAAGACAUAUAUAUCACAAGCUUGAUUGAUAUGAUUCGAAGUUCAUUUGAUAAUUCAGAAGCUUAUCAUCAACUAAAUAUCCCUGUUGCUAAAUCUAUCUUGAUCCACGGCGUUUCAGGUGUAGGCAAGACUAGACUAGUCAAACGUGUCAGUGAGAUUCUCUCAAGCGUUGUCUAUGAACUAUCUAGCCAUGACUUAUUGUGUUUCAAUGACGAGGAAUAUGAUUUGAGUGAAUUUGAAAAUUAUAAUCCGUUGUCUUUGCUGACAGAAAAGGCAAUCUCAUCAGCACCUUCCAUCCUUAUAUUACGUGAUUUAGAUGCAUUGACAAAGCAAAAUGCUCGGGACAAACUUAAACGGAUUUUAGAUGUGAUUUCUCAGUGUGUAAGGAAAAUUGGUAGCUCAAAAAUACCCAUUGUCCUUAUUGGAUUAGCACGCGAAUUAAAGCAACUACCAGAUGCAUUCAAAAAGACAGACAUUUUCAGCCAACACAUGUUGUUACCUAUACCUUCGCUUCCCCAAAGAAAACUGCUUUUGAAUCAUUUCUUGAAAAACGUAAAACUAGGGGCUGAUGGAACAGAAGACAAAGAUACAUUAAACUAUUAUACAACUCAAAUUAGUUUGCGUACUUCAGGAUACGUUGCAAGAGAUUUGAAACUAAUGGUUCGACAAGCAAAACUAAAAUCAAUGAGAUCCAGUGAUAUUGCAGAUCAAUUGAGUAAACUCAAUCUAUCAUCAUCCAAUUGCUUACAAUGGCAAGAUUUUGAAUACGCUCUUGAAACCUAUCGACCUUCUCAAAGACAAUCAGAACAAGUAGAAUCUACUUUGCCUAAAAGAGAUUGGAAUGAUCUUGGUGGGUAUCGAGCUAUCAAGGACAGAAUGAGACAAGCAAUUUUAUUGCCCUUAUUACAGCCUGAAGUAUUUAGAAAGCUAGGUAUCAAACCACCUUCAGGGUUAUUACUCUAUGGACCAUCUGGAUGUGGCAAGACAGCACUUGUUCAAGCUCUCGUGUCUGAAUCUAUGAUGAACGUUAUUUCUAUCAAAGGGCCCGAAAUAUUUUCAAAAUAUCUUGGCGAAACCGAAAACAAGAUUCGUAAAUUGUUUGCAACUGCAAAACGUAUUUCCCCUUGUAUUGUUUUUAUUGACGAGAUGGAUGCCAUUGGUACAAAAAGAGGAUUUGACAUGAAUGAUGGAGAAAGUGGUGGUGUUAAUGAACGUGUAUUGAGUACAUUACUAAAUGAAAUGGAUGGCGUUGAAGGAAGACAAGGUGUUGUUGUAAUUGGAUGUACAAACCGACCUGAUCAGAUCGAUGAUGCUAUUCUUCGACCAGGACGUUUGGAUCAAUUAAUAUAUGUUGAAUUACCAACUUUGCAAGAUCGGAUUGAUAUUAUCAAAACUAUUAUCAAGAAAGUCUCGGCCUCAAACGAUAUUGAUCCAGAAGAAUUAGCCAAGCAAACGGAAUUUUGUACUGGCGCAGAUUUAGACAAUUUGUUUAGAGAGGCUGGCACUAUAGCUCUAAGAAAAGAUCUCAACGCAGAGUAUAUAACUGAUGAUCAUAUUCAGACAGUGCUGAUAUCUAUUUGUGAAAGAGCAGAGAAUCAAGUUCUCGAAGGCAAUUUGGAUAUUUAUGAACGCUUAAAACACAGACAGUUUAAAUAGUAUUUAUAGAUUUUGACAAUAAAUUUUUUUUGUUGCAUAAAUCAA